UAAUUACAUACAAAAAGUAAAAAAAAGAAGCAUAAGUUAGAUAAAUCAUAUGCAGUAAGAAAUGAAAUGGUAUGCAGUGGGUAUUAAUGUGCAGCUAUUUAUAACUUUGCGAUGAGUUCGUUAUCUCUGUCAUGAUGGGGGUUUGAUGAGGAGGAAAAAAACAUGGAUGUGAUUUUAGUACCUCCAUAUAGUGUAUAGGGGGUUAUGGUGGUUAAUAUUACACAAUGGAAAUGAUUGAUAUAGCUGCAGCAGUUUCCUUGCCUCAAGUCAGUGUUGAUUCUAGCAGUAGUUCCAGUUGGUCCCCCCUAUAUGGGGGUGGGGCACAUCUAGAUCAAGAGGCUAUCCAGUACAUCCAUAAGUUUUAUUGUAAAGACUGUAGGAUGGAAGCAGAAAAAGCAAAAGCUGCUGCAGCUGAUGGGACAACACCUAAGUUAAACGGAGAAGAAGAAAAACCAACAAGUCCACAGUCAACAUUAGAAGAAAUGUCAUUACAACAAAGCAUGGAUAAAAAUAAAGAAUCAUUGAAACGAAAGCUGAUGAUGAGAAGAUCUGUAACUGAACUUGUAGACCAAGGCAUAUAUCCACCUUUGAAAACCCCUCCAGCAUUUGCAGAACAGAGAAAAUCAUUAGAAAGAGCUAAGACAGGGGACUUGUUACGAUAUAAAAUCUCCCACAGACCAGACAGACAACAAUUGGUACAGCAACACAUUCUAGAAGAUACCACUAUAGACCCAUCUCUACAUGAGCGACAACGUUUAUUGAAGCGUGCUCGACUUGUAGAUGAUCUUAACGUCAAAUUAAAUCACAGACCAGGACCUCUGGAUCUUAUGAAGGGAAAUAUUUUAAAAACUGAAGAUGAAAAGUUUAUGGAAGCUCUUCAAGAUGGAACAUUGCCAUUUCUACCUAAUGAUGAUGACCAUCCAUUUACAUUUGAUGAUGACAGUAACACAAGUGAAGGAGCCUAUUCUCCAUCUCAGGGGGAUGAUUCUGGAAUGUCAGAUAUUGGUAGUCCUCCAAUUAUUCCUCCAGCACCUAGUCCACCCAAUCAAAAUAAAGCACAAAAACUCUUUCAAUCCAAUUUGGCAAAAUUGCCAGUUGUUACGACACAAACAUUUAGUAUAACUAAUACAAAUAACAUUACUAGUGGAGGGAAUUAUUCAAUUGCUCAAGUGAAAAAUGGCAACUCAAAUUAUGUGACCAAAGUGCGGCCAAAAAAAUCCAACCGACCAAAAACUCAGACAAAAUCUAAAGUAAUCAAAUUCCAUGAAUACAAAGGACCUCCUAAUGUUGUGAAAAGUACUAAUCCUGCAUCAACAUCGACCACACAGCAGCAACAACAACAACAACAAAUACAACAACAACAGCAACAAUUACUACAAGAAAAAUCUGAUACACCAUAUCAUAUUUUGCUUCAGCAACAGCAAUUGUUUCUGCAGUGGCAGUUAGAAUUCAAUGGUAAUAAUUUGAAUUUGAACAAACUUGACAAACUACCACCAGGUGUUGUUAUGUCAACAGGAACAACAUCAUCAGUAACAGUUACAUCACCGACACCAAUGAGUGCAAAUCAAGGACAUUUUCAAACAGUGACACAACAAACAAUAACUUCACCAUUAAGUGUAAGUCAGCCUCAGUUGGUAUCACAAGCAAAUAUUAUGACAUCAAUAUCACCAUCACCAUCAAUUCAGACAAAGAUGGUGUCACCAACAGUUGUUCAAUCAUCCCAAUCACCAAUAUGUCAGCCACAAGUUCAACUGAACCCCCCUAGUAAACCAGUUGCUACAAAAGUUGUGCCACAUAAACCUCUGGCCAAUUUGGAAGAUAUGAAAGUGGCUGAUUUGAAAGCUGAACUUAAAAAGCGUAAUUUACCGGUGUCUGGACCUAAACCACAGUUGAUAGAAAGGCUAAAGCCAUAUGCAGAUACUAUUAUCACAAACAGUUUAAAUAUUGCCUCUAAAAAUAUUUCAGCAUUGUCAAAACUACCUGUUCAGGCAAUUGUAAAUGUGAAAAAAUUCCCAGUUAUUAAAUCUGAUGAUGUUUCAAUGAGCAAUAGCUCUCCAACAUCACCUCGUACUCUGGAAUCAUUCAUGCCUUUAUCACCUGAAAUAAUGGAGAUGGUGACCUCUCCUCAAGCAUUAAUUUCACAACAACAAAAUAACAUUAUUCAGAAUUCUGUGCCUAUGACAGUGGAUAAUUCACGGCCUCCGUCCGUGGCACCAAUGGAUGUGGCAAUGGAAGUUGAUCAGACACCUGAUCCAUCCAAUAUCAUUCAGCAGAGUUUUAAUCAAAGUAGUUUAUCUCCAUCAUCAUCAACAAUAACUCUUGUAACAUCACCAACACAACAACAGGUUCAUUUAAUCCAGGCACCACUGGAUCAACAACAAAUCCAGAUCAUACAACCUCAGACAGCUGUGCCCAAAAACGGAGAAGCAUUAUCACCAGAACAACUAAUUAGGGAGGAAAUGCUGCAGCAACAAAGACAUAAAAUAUCUGAACUCCAGAGACAACUUGAGGAUUCUCAACGAAGGUUAAAACUACAACAGAUGCAACAUCAACAUUUGCAGCAACAACAGCAGCAGUUAAAUCAACUCCAACAACAGACAGCUCAAUUAAAUCAACUUCAGCAACAGACCCAGUUGUUGCAACAACCAACAUCGCCCCCUCAAAUAGUAAGUUCACAGAUGUUACAACAACCAAUUUCACCUCCACUGGUAGUAAAUUCAAAUAUGUCACCUCAGCCAGUUACGAGUCCACUGACUGUCAAAACAAGUUUGAUUCAGCCAAGGUCGCCUCCGCAGGCUGUUAACGUUUCUCCUGGUAACCAUCCAACACAAAUAUUAGCAGUAUCUCAACCAGAAGGAACAACCACUAUAUUACAGAUUCCACUGAAUGCUUUACAGAAUGCUACAAGGUUAACGACAGUGGAUGCUUUAAAAGCUGUGAAUACAUCAGUACAGCCUACCAUUACCAAUAAUCAACUACCUAAAGUGUCAAUGACUAACCUCUUUAGUAAUCAGGUGUUGCAUCAGAGUUUGAAUAUGGGUACACCAGGUACCAGUUUGUCUUCAUUGAUCAACAUUCAGCCAAUACAAACAACUGCAGGAAAGACUGUCAAUCUACCACCACUUAAUGGACUUUCACAACAACAUAGAGCCAUUUCUGUGCCAUCAUCACCAGUGGAAGGAAAGGCUAAUAUUACUAGAGCCAAAUCCAAUCCCUUUUUUAUUCCCUCAAAGGAGCCACCGAGAUAUGAUGAAGCUGUUAAAAAUAUGCAUAACCUUGCUCAGGGUGGACUUGCAAUAAAGUCAGAACCUGGUGUUUCCUCUGCCUCUACACAGGCAAUGACCAAGAGUAUUAGUACACCAAUCAUAAAGAGUCAGGCUAUGGAUGAUGUACUAGAAAUAUUGAUCAGACAUGGAGAACUACCUCCAAGUGCUGCACAGGAGCCUCCACCAACACCAAAGACCACAGCUCAAAGUUUGUCUACAUCCACAGUAAAUAGUGCCACAAGUUCCUACGGAGGACUAACUUCAAGUGCUGCUGGACAGUUUCCACAAUUCACAAUGACACUAGCUUCAACAAUGCCAACAACAUCAACGACCAGUGUGACUGAUGUGGUGUCAUCAUUAUUGAAUAGUUCACCAUCGUUUUCAGUAAUAAAAAGUGAACCAAUCACACCACCAUGUUCGGUUGCUAUGACAACUACAUCAGACAUUUGUACUUCUGAUAUAUUAGACAUAAAUGAAAUGCUAAAUCAGGAUCUAAGUUCUAUGGAUUGGACAUCAGAAUCACCUUUUACACAGUUAGACUUAAAUGAGGGAACAUGCCUGCCAUCAGAAUUAGAUAAAAAUAACCAAUCAGAAGACUUUUUACAUGUACCUCAAGGAAUUAAUGGUAUGAAACAAGGAACAGUGCAUGGUUCUGAACCUGACAUAGCUGCCCUUGGAAUCAAUGACUUAGAAAAUUCUCAGAAUAUAAACAUGCAGAUGGAUGUUUCUGAUUGGUUAGAUGUGAUCAUGCCCAGUACAGGGCUAACCCCUUUGAGUGCCAAUGCACCUGUUGCGUUUCCGUCAGACCCUAUACUUACUCCUAAGACACAACAAGAAGUUUUAGACUUGUUUAAUUUUGAAGAUACAGACUUUAGCCAAACAGACAUGCAGAGUGGAAUAAAUUGGGAGAAAUUGACUGAAACAAAUAUUAAUUAGUGAAUUGUGGGGUAUUUAAUCUCGUUUUGUAGGUUGCAAUUUAAAUUUUUUAUUGUUGCUUUUUUUGCAGCUUUGGACCAAUUAAGUGCAAUGGGAAACAUAAUGAUAAGAUUUCCUAAGCUUAUCUUGCAGUGCUAUGUUUUGUUGUUGAUUUGAAUUUUUAUUGUAUUUAUUGUUCAGAUUUUAUAUUUAUUCUAUUACAGCUCUGAGUUCUCCUUUAGGUCAGAAUCCUUGGAUUUAUCAUGGGUUAAUGUUAGGAUACUAAUUAAAAUUUUGACAAGAUAUACAUUUAUAUAAAAAUUGACAAAUUUUGCCUUUUAAAAUAAUGUAUUUUCCUUUUUACAUCAAGUAAUCAGUAAUACAAUUUUGAUAUCAUUUAUCAUAGUUUCAAUAUAAAAGACCUUUUUUUUUUUAUCAUUUUUAUCCAUAGAAUUUGACAUAAAGGAGACACUGAGAAGCUGUAUUCUGUGUGGUCCAAUUUGUAUAUACUAUCUUAUAUUUAUGAGUGGGUGUGUCCCGCUAAAAUGCUGACAAAAGUUUUGUUAUGUGUUUUGGGUCCAUUCUUAUCGGAUUGUUCAUAUUGUUGCAUUUUGAUUUUUACUUUUGUAACAAAACUUUUGUGAUCUAGCUUUUUCCCUUAUCAUUAAUUUAUUCAUUGUUUCAUCAUCAAUGUAUUUUUCUAUGAGCAUUCCAUCACAGUUAUAACAAAAAUACCUUAGGUUGAUCAGAGUUGAUUGUGUAAUGCAGGAAUAAUUUAACUUCAGCAGGCCUUUUUAAAGAUUUUACAGUCAUAUUGAAUGAAAAAGAAAACACAUAUCUGUUAAAUGAAAUUACUUUUUAAAUUCAAAAAAUGUGGUGAAAAGAGUAAUAAUGUUGAUAAGUAUGAUCAUAAAAUUUUUUAAUAGACUAUAAAAUACACAUUCAACUCUGUUUAAACUUAUUUCUUUUUGAGGUUAUGGUAACUUUCUUCCAUCAGCAAGGUGGCCAUACCAGAUUUAUAAAUUAAGUGGGGACCAUUAAUAUAAUAUAAAAAUGUACCAAAGUAAUAAUUAUGUUGGUCAAGUAUUGACCGCAUGUUGAGGGCACAUAAAAUGACCAUUCUAUAAAGUUUCUAAAUUUAGAAUAGGAAAGUAUGUGUGAGGGAAUGUGAAAGUAGGCAGUUUACUUAGUUAUCUGUAAACAUAUCAUACAAGUUCCAUAGAGACAAAUGUACACACUUUACAGUCCAAAAAAUGGGCUUUUAUUACUUUUGAAAAUAGUUCUGACAAAAAAUUGUUACAACAAUACUAAAUUCAGAUCUGUACUGGUUUGAUAAAGAGAACUUUACAUGUUUAUAUUUGGUGAAAUAUUCUCGCUUUUAUCCUUAAAUUUUCUUCAGAAUAACUAAAUUUUCAAAUAAAAUUACAAUAACUAUGAAUCAUAAUUCAUUUAUAAAGUUGCAUGUAUAGGAAAUGACUUUGGAAGCAUAGAUUAACACUACUUUAAUACUGUUUUUUCCAUUUUUUUGAAACCUUUGAAUGAAAGUUGAAUUAAGGUAGAUUUUUUGCCCUAUUUUGACCAGAUUACAGAUAACUAGGUAUAUAGAUUAGAGUAGAUUAGUUAAUGUAUGCGUGGUUGCCUUAGUCAGGAAAACAAUGCUCAGUAUAGCUACUAAACAUUCCCCAAAACUGGUAUCACCACUUUGCCAUCAGUCUUCUAUGUAGAGUUUCAUUCCAUUUCGUUUCCUGUUAGAUUUAAGUAGAUAGAUAGAAUGCAGGUUGGAUUUUUAAAGGUUUCUUGUCAAAAUUGAUAAGGUCAUUUUCUACUUAUAUUUUGUUUUUUGGUUUGAUUUCCAUUAAAUAGAGAUUAGUUAUAUAUAACUAUGGAGUGUAUGUAUUUUAUAUUUUAGUAAUGAUAUAGUGAUUGUUUGAUUUUAGGGGCAUUAUGAGUUUAAGGUCUUUCAAUAAAGCAUUCAGGGUUAUCUUGGAAACUUUUAACCAGAAGGAAAUUAUCUGUAGUAUAUUUCAGUAACUAGAAUCAGUCAAGAUGUUUGAGAAGCACAUACAAUAUAAUAAUUUAGAUGGAAACAUUAGUGCUUUUCUUCAGUGUUGAUCAUUGUGGGAAUAGUCUUCCAGAUGUUGAUGUGCACUUGUUAAAAACUUAGUAAAAAGUCACCUCUAAAAUUUCCUAAGUAUAUUGGACAGGUGCAGCUUUUAGAUUGGUGUGAAGUAUGUAAUUGAAAAGUAGCCAAAAUUGGUAGAAUUUAUUACUUAACUCAUAAUAUCUCAAACAAUUUCCGCAUGAAUUAUAAGUAAGAGAUUGUAAGACCUAUUUUGUACAUAGAGAGAAUUGCAUGAUUUCAUGUUAGGAUUGUACAGUUUGUAUAUUGGUUAUUGUGAACAAAUCAAUACAAUUGCAUAAUAAUUCAAGUUAUUAUUUGAUAAUGAAAUUUAAGUUAUCAUGGCAAGGCCUGUAAGAUAAUUAUGAUGACCAACUAGUAUGGUAGACCAUAAAAUGUAUAAGUUAUACAAGUAGAUAAGCAUAUUCCUUUAAUGUUAGUUAAUGUAGUAGUGACCUGUAAUUAAAAUAAAAUGCCCAAAAUACCAGUGCCAUACUUUGAUCAAAAUCUGAAAAGAGGUUUCAAUACAGUUAUACUUAUAUCAUGUUAAUAAAAACAAACAUCAGAAAACAUUUUUGAGUAGUUUUCCUUCCGAUAUAUACAAAAGAUUCUUAUACAAUACAAUACAAUACAAUAAGCUUAUUCAGAGUCAGUACAUUUUAACAUACAAACAUAAGCUUUUAUCAGUUCUGAAUCGGUAUACUCAAUUCUGCAAACAAUUAAUUCUGAUCUGAGAUUAAUGGACCAGGAGAAAGCUUAAUUCAUUAUCGACCAUAGGAUUAGUCUAUAAGAGAGAACUAACAUUUUACUAACUUUUUUAGUUAAGUCACAGAUUUUGCUCACACCCCUGUGCACAUUGUGCCUUAAUUGUUGUUGUCAGUUAAGUUAUGAUGUUAGUUCAUUGUUUUGUCUCAAGAAUUUAUACAUACAUUACAUUGCUAAUGAACAUUUCUUGUUUUCUCAUACUAUUUAUAAGCAAAACUAUACUAGAAUCCCUUUAACAUGAAACUAUACACCAAUUAACCCCAGUUGACUUAUUGAUUUCAAGAUAUUUUGAUUGGAUGGACUAGUGGGCAAAUGAACAAUGGUCAGUUUGUCUGAUAAAGAUAUAGUAAAUAUUGAAUCACAAGGUGUUUUACUAUAAUUAAUUUUAUGUCAUAACAGAAUCCAAAGCUUUAAGAACAAAAUUGUAAAGGGCUAUGUUAAUGAGUAAAAGAGAUGUGUUGAUUCUUAUUUUCAAAUAACAAAUUGAUGACUCUAUAAUAUUUUUUUUUUAAAUGAUAAAUUUGUUAAUUACAAGAUAUUCCCUAUUACUGUAAAUAUAAUGCAAAGUGACUUACUUGGGUUAAAGAAUUGACUUUAAAAAGUACUUUAGGAUAUGAUAUCAGAAUUUGAAAGAGUUUUCGAAAAAUAAAUCUCCUUUAAUUGCAUAUAUAUUUAUCUUUUUUGUCUUCAUCCAACGUUUUAUAUUUGCCUGCAGAUAUUUGCUAAUUAUUCCAGUGACAUAUGUAAUGAAAUUAUACCCCUUAGAUAUUGAAAGCUUGCUGCUUGUUGGAGUAUUUUGGACACACUUUUUUUAGCUUCCUCUAUUGUUAUGAUUUCAAACAUUCAUUCAAAAUGUUUUGCAAUAAAUUAGCACCAUAAAACUUACUAAAAUUUAAAUAUUUGUCAGUCCCUUUUCUAAAAACACCGAAUAUUUAAAACUGUGGAAUCAAUGUGUUAUUUGGGUUUCGAAUUAUGAUUACCAAAAAAGAUGUAAAAUAAAUUCAGCUGGAUUACCAAGAGACAAACCUUUGAACUGCUGUACAUUUCAGAUUGCUUCAGACCUAGCGUAAUUAGUAAAGCAUGUUAUUGUUAAUAUGAGUGCAUAUGUACUUAAUAUUGUAAAGAAACAUAUUGUAAACAUAGAACUGAUAGAUAGAUAGUUUGUCUUCAAAUGUACUUAUUACUAUAUGGAAAAUUCUUCUAAAUUUUUUGGGCUUCUGUGGUCCAAUGUUCUAGGAGUUUAGUUACGGAAACAGCACUUUAAUUUUUGCAACUGACUGCUAAUGUAAUUUUGUAUUCGUUAUUUUUCUCAAAUCAAAAUACAAGCUGUUGUUUAAGCAUACAUUUUCAUUUUAUUUAUUGUGAAUGUUUUAAAAGUUACAAAAAUAUGAGAUUAUUUAUAAUGAUUUCAGGAAAUGCUGCUAACAAAUUAACAAUGCAAGUUUUUAUUUCUGCGAAACCUACCCUGUUGCAAAAGUUUCUUAAUCUACAGUAUUCAAAAAAAUGUGUGUUAUUCAUUAACUAAAUAAAUUGUAGACCUUACAAAAAAUAUUGAUGUUUCCUAAAUUACAGUUAUAUCUAUCAUAAAAUACUUUUCAUUUAAAAAAAAAAUGUGUAAUUCAUGGGGUAUUUUUCUGAGAUCAGUAAUCAAGUACAUUGGAUGACACAUAUACAUUGUCAGAACUGUUUUGUUGUUCCCUCAUAUAAUGUAUGUAUAUUAAUGAUGUGAUUGGAUAUAUUUUCUUACAAAAUAAUAUAUUAUUUGUUAAGUUAGGUCUAGAUGACAUGGAUAAUGUUAUUACUAAGGUUAGUUAGGCCAGUUGAUAAUUAGGUAGUCUCAAAUUUGUGUGCACUGUCCUCCAUUUUUUUUUUUUUUUUUUUUUUUAAACACUUGUAAUGUUAAUCAAAUUUUUAAAUCUAAUUAACUUUUUUUUAAAACAACUGAAAUUAUGAAAAGUAAUAAAUUUGAUUAAUUAAACUAGAUGUCCUAUUUAAAUUAGAUCAAAUUCUAAACUUUGUUACAAACAUUGGUAUCUGUGGGAGCAGUUCUUAACAGUAUUGUGUGAUCAAUUGAUAAAAUGAUAUCAGAUUGUGUUAUCCUUACCCAUGUUAAAUAAUGAUUUAAUUAAUUUAUAUUGUUAGUUCUGUUGUGUUUGCUAGUGAUCAUGGUUGCAGUAUGUUGUUAACAGAAUGUGUAUAUUUAAUAUGAAGUUGAAAUUGUACUUUUUCAUUAUUGAAAUUUAUUUCAGAUAAGUAAUUUCUUGUCUUUACUAAAGAAUCUGCUUUGUAAUUAAUUUGAAUUUUUGAGAACAAUUUUCCAUUGCUCUAUUUCAUGUCAACAAGUUACUAUGUAAAAUUUUGUACUUCAGAUGGAUUGCCAGAAACUAUUCUAAAUUGAGAUGGCAUAAUAUCGUAAUCAAAAAGAUAGAUAUUACUUUUCUUCAUUUAACAUAGACUUUUCAAAUUUAUUCAUCUUAACAUGAUAGCUAUAUUUAAAGGCAUAUAAAUUCUUUUAUGAUUUUCAUGAAGCUCACCAGAACUUUUACUAGGAAUCAACUUUCUAGUCAAACUUGCAUAUUAAUCACAAUACUAAUAUGUUUUUGAUACAUUUAUCUAUCAAAUUAUAGAGUAAUUUUAAAGGAGUAUACUCAUUGAACAAAAUAAAAAUCAUGUAUACAUAAAACAAAACAAUUUUUAUUUAAAAUUAUGCACCCUAUUAGAAUGUAGAUAUAUAAUUAGUGAUUUUUUUCAGUUUUGCAUUCCACAAAAAAAUAUAUUUAUCCAUAAUGUAACAAAUGGCACACAAAAUUGUUCCUUAUAUAGGCACUGCCUACUCGUCCAAGUUUGAAGGCAGAAAAUCAUAAAAAAACUUACAUUUUAAUAUUCUGAACACAUUUUUAGCAUAAGAAUUUGAGUAAUGAAAUAUUUAGAGUUUAUAUAGUAGAAUGAUUCAUCCUGUUGGCAUGUACCUUAGUCAGUAUUUAAUGAACACUUUACCAUGUGACAGGUUAAAUUUUAGAUUUGGUGAAUUUUUUUGUAUGGCCAUCAAUAAGAUUUAGUGUAUUAUUAGGGUCAAAAACAGUUUAGAUUUUUGUAUUUAUAGAAAUUCUUUAUUGUAAAAAGUUAGUAUUUCUAAGAAUGCUAUAGCAUGCUAAGGACUGAAAUUGCAGAAUUAUAGAAAAUAUAGUUGGCCUUUAUGUUGUCACAUGGUUAAGUGAAUUGUUACAGAAUUUUGUUACAUUUGUUAUUUUGUACAUAUAUCAGUCUUGAAAAGACCCACAUAGGUGUACAUUACCUGGCUCUUUGUAAAUGCAUUUCACCAUGUCAUUACUUAGAUCCAAAUAAAAACAGCUUUGAUGUUGA
Messenger RNA from Mytilus californianus (California mussel), 10428 nucleotides. RefSeq names its product myocardin-related transcription factor B-like. The transcript is spliced from 11 exons. The record is from RefSeq and is a predicted model, not a curated record. The coding region runs from base 225 to 4202 and encodes 1325 amino acids. Lineage: Eukaryota; Metazoa; Mollusca; Bivalvia; Mytilida; Mytilidae.